Molecule: messenger RNA, 853 nt
Organism: Episyrphus balteatus (marmalade hoverfly)
Lineage: Eukaryota; Metazoa; Arthropoda; Insecta; Diptera; Syrphidae
Product: gamma-interferon-inducible lysosomal thiol reductase
Exons: 4
Coding region: 135-830 (231 amino acids)
Molecular function (GO): oxidoreductase activity, acting on a sulfur group of donors, disulfide as acceptor
Source: RefSeq, a predicted model, not a curated record
AACUAAUUUGACUAAUCUCAAAUUUGUUUACAUACAUUUUAGAUUUUUUUUCGCAAAUUCUAAUUAAUUUAUGUUUUGUCUAUUAUAAUUUUAAUCGAUCGAUGUUUUAAAAGUAACAAAUAGUUAAAGAAAAAAUGUUAUCACCAGCAAAGAAACGUAUUGUUCUUAUAUGUUGCGUUGGAAUUCUUAUUUGGCUUCUUUUUCGAUACUCGCUUGGCGAUGGUUUAAUGUUAUCAGUUGAAAGUGUAACACGAAUACCAGGUACUCCGAUAUUAGUGACAGUAUUCUAUGAGGCUCUUUGUCCGGAUUCGAAGCAUUUUAUUACAAAGCAAUUAGUGCCCACUUAUAGAGCAGCUCCUUCUGUUUUGGAAGUCGUCCUUGUACCUUAUGGAAAAGCAUCGACAUCAAUUAGUUCGGAUGGAUCACUAAAGUUCGACUGCCAGCACGGUCCACUGGAAUGCCAAGCGAAUAUCUAUCACGCAUGUGCAAUAGAAAUCAUUACUGACCCUAGAAUACGACUCGACAUGGUGACAUGCAUGAUCAAAGACAAUCGAUUGCCAAAGGAAGCUUUGUACAGAUGUGCUCGAGAUUAUAAUCUAGAAACAGCUGACUCCAUUCAAAAGUGUCAUGAUACGAAUCAUGGUAGUGAGCUAUUGAAGUUGAACGGUGAAUUGACGCAUGCAUUGAGACCAUCUGUAUCUUUCAUACCAACCAUCACAAUUGAUGGUGCGCAGGGUAAACAAGCAGCAAUAUUGAAAAACCUUAUGGGUGAAAUUUGUAAAAUAGCUCAUGGAGAUAGUUUAGUGAAAGACAUCUGCACGAACGAUUAAACAUUCCAUAUUCCAAAAGUUAA